This is a messenger RNA of Cryphonectria parasitica EP155, 345 nucleotides long. RefSeq lists its product as uncharacterized. Gene Ontology annotation, cellular component: mitochondrion. Gene Ontology annotation, biological process: respiratory electron transport chain. The record is from RefSeq and is a predicted model, not a curated record. NCBI's taxonomy places the organism in Eukaryota, Fungi, Ascomycota, Sordariomycetes, Diaporthales, Cryphonectriaceae. The coding region runs from base 1 to 345 and encodes 114 amino acids. The transcript is spliced from 6 exons.
AUGCCUCCUCCAAUCAACCCAGAGCUCAGGCACGAGGUCAUCGCAGUCUACAAAGAGCUCCUCAACCUUGGCAGAGAAUACCCCCAGGGUUUCGACUACUUCCGUCCACGGUUACACAAGGCCUUCAUGGCCAAUGCUGGACUCCGCGAUGAGGAGGCUAUCAAGAAAGGGAUUGAAAGGGCUAGGUUCGUGCAAAAGGGGAUCCGAUGGCUUGUUUCAAGUAUGCUGGACAUGUCGAAACUGACAGCGAAAUCCGGCAGAAAUCGAGGCGCUGAAUGCGGAAUUCCUGAGGUUUCCGACGACGGCGGGCUACGAUCGAGAGCCGACGCCACGUUUUACGAGUAG